AAUUUUGAUUUUGGAUUUUUUGUUGUUGUUUCUUGGACUCUAGACUUGGCCUUCUACACUGAAUUAGUUCAUCAUGAACUUUUUGCAAAUCCUUACCAAAAAGAAGGAAAUCAUCCCCUUGCUGCUGUUUGUAACUGCCGCAGGUUGUGGAGCUGUCUCCAUCGCUGUGUACUCUCUCAGAAAGUCUGAUGUGAUCAUUGAUCGAAGAAGAAACCCAGAGCCUUGGGAAUCUGUGGAUCCUAAUGUGCCUGCAAAGCUCCUAACAAUAAACCAAGAGUGGAAGCCCAUUGAAGAGCUGCAGAAGGUUCGAAGGGCAAGCAGAUGAGCAGUUCCCCUUGUCCCAAGGACGUUCUCUAAAUUCAGGGAAACAUUUCAGGGCAGACUGCAGUAUGGACACCAGUAUUUGGGAAUGUUCCUGCUAUAUUUUUAAGGCUGGCCGACAGACUCUUAAAAGGAAUUACAAG
Molecule: messenger RNA, 464 nt
Organism: Suncus etruscus (white-toothed pygmy shrew)
Lineage: Eukaryota; Metazoa; Chordata; Mammalia; Eulipotyphla; Soricidae
Gene: COXFA4L3
Product: chromosome 10 C15orf48 homolog
Exons: 4
Coding region: 74-325 (83 amino acids)
Source: RefSeq, a predicted model, not a curated record